This is a messenger RNA of Panicum virgatum (switchgrass), 1058 nucleotides long. RefSeq names its product putative methyltransferase DDB_G0268948. The coding region runs from base 128 to 913 and encodes 261 amino acids. The transcript is spliced from 3 exons. The record is from RefSeq and is a predicted model, not a curated record. Gene Ontology annotation, molecular function: S-adenosylmethionine-dependent methyltransferase activity. Lineage: Eukaryota; Viridiplantae; Streptophyta; Magnoliopsida; Poales; Poaceae.
UGCUAUCUUGUUCACGUCACUACCUUCACCAGCUCUGCUACCUUUUUUCAGAUCUAAAAGAUCUGAGCAUCCAGAGCACAGAAGAACGGAGGUUGGACAGUAGUCUGUUCCCCGGGGACCUGACCAGAUGGCUGGCCUGUUCACCAAGCAGGCUGCUGUGUACGCUGCAGCGCGGCCAGCCUACCCGAAGGAUCUUUUCACCAAGCUUGCAGCCUUCACUGCUCACCAUCGCCUUGCCUGGGAUGUCGGCACUGGAAAUGGCCAGGCAGCCAUCGGUGUCGCCGAGCACUACGACAGCGUGCUGGCCACGGAUGUGAGCGCGGAACAGCUACUACGUGCUGUACCACACCCAAAGGUCCAGUACCUCCACACCCCCGAUGCCACGCCUGGGCAGGACCUCGUCACGACGCUCGGCGGCGAGGGCAGUGUUGACCUCAUCACGGUGGCGGAGGCCGUGCACUGGUUCGACCUCCCGGCGUUCUACGGUGUCGCCCGCCGCGUCCUGCGGAGGCCCGGUGGGGUCAUCGCGGUCUGGGGCUACAACUACCGCCUCAGCCCCGUGGAGGACAUGAUGGCGCGCUUCUUCAACACCACCCUGCCUUACCGGGACCCCCCAGCUCGGUAUUGCACUGAAGGGUACCGGGACCUGCCGUUCCCCUUCGACGACAUCGGCCUCGGCAGGGAAGGCGAGCCGGCGAGCCUUGACAUGGAGCACGAGAUGUCGUUCGAGGGCCUGAUAGGCAUGCUGCGUUCGUGGUCGGCGGUGACCACGGCGAAGCAGCGGGGCGUGGACCUGUUGGGGGAGCGCGUGGUGAAGGAGCUGGAGGAGGAGUGGGCACUGGGGAGGGGCGUCGCUGGUGCGGAAGGUGACCUUCAAGGCCUUCCUGCUGGCAGGCACCCCCAGGGCCGAUGAUUGAUGAGUGAUGUGGCUCUUUCCUGGGAUUGGAUUAGGGAGUUAAAAACUGUAUUUGCGUGUCAUGAAUAACGAAGCGUCUGUUCUACUCCUGUUUGCGUUGCAGUUUGUUCUUGCAGCAACGCUAAUGUUGCCAUCUUUAUGA